AUGAAAUUUAUUUCCUUCGCUUCUGUUUUCAGUUGCCUUCUUUCGUUUACCCUUGCCAGCCUUCCUAAACUUCCUAAUAAAGGAAAUGCGAUAGUUCGCACAUCAUCAAAAUGCGAAACUCCUAAAAUAAAAAUAGGAUGCGAUGUUCACUUUAGUGCAAAUCUGAACAAUUUAAGGAAUUGUCCUAUCGGCUCAAAAGCAUGGCCUCUAAUGUUUCCAUGGGAAGUCAAAUAUCAAAUGGCGGAUGGAAAAAGACUACCAGAACCAAAUCCGAAGAAUUUGACAAAUCCGGUUCCACCUGAUGGUUAUGUGCGAAGUGUGUAUACUAUUAAUGGAAAGACUCCCGGUCCAACUAUUUAUGCAAUAAAAGGAGAUUGGGUUUUGAUUCCUGUUACAAACAAUAUUAAGAAAUCUAUUGAGGGUGGUAAAAUUCAACCAGAAUUACUUACCAUUCAUUGGCAUGGUAUUACCAUGAGAGCUAAGGAGAGACAAACGCCACCAAACGAUAGCGAACCACUGGGGACUCCAUUCAUGGACGGUGUACCGGGCAUCAAUCAAUGUCCUACUCCUGGAUUCAAUGAUACGCAAAAUAAUAGAUUCGAUUACUUUUUCCAAUUUGUAGAUAGUGGGACAUUUUGGUAUCAUUCACAUUAUGAAGGCCAACAUGGAGAUGGUCUUGUUGGUUCUAUGAUCGUUAAAGACUGUAAAGAUGCCAAACGAUUCGGUUAUGAAGAAGACGACGAUUGGAAUAACAUCAAUAUCGUUAACGUCCAAGAUUGGUACCAUGACACGACCGAUGAAAUACUUGUGAAGUAUAUGAAUGCUUCUGAUAUACCACCAGAAGCGACACAGAGUUCUGGGUAUGCUUUUCCAAGUGAGUUUCUUCCGGAUACUGGACUUAUUGGUGGCACAAUCUUUAGUAAUACAAGUGAAAUUAAUAGACCUUAUAAAAUAUACAACUUUACUCAGAACAAUACUUAUCGUCUUCGUUUAAUCAAUAUGAGCCUGAUGUCGAUGUUCCUCUUUUCAAUUGACGAUCAUGAAUUUGAAGUUAUUGAGGUUGAUGGAAUGUUAGUUCAACCCCAAUUAUUCAAACGAAUUCCCAUUAAUACAGCACAACGAUAUUCCAUUCGUGUUAAAGCUAAUCAAUCAAUAAGUAAUUAUUGGAUGCGUUUCGAUUAUCUCGGAGAUUGUUAUAGGGAUGGUUUUCCUCCUGAAGAAAGUCCAAAAGCCAUUGUUCGUUAUAAUGAUGCGGAUGAAAUAGAUCCGGAAACGGAACCGCACGAUGAAGACAUACUAAAAUGCACGGAUUUAAAUGUGACUGCAUUAACUCCUUUAUGUGAUAAGACACUUGAUUAUGUUCUAUUUUGUGAUUAUAAACCUCCGUCGGUAAUAGAUUACGAUUUCACCAUGAAUAUAAUUAUGGAUGCUUGGAAAGAACCGAGACAAUAUGACAAGGAUGAUGAAUGGGAACAAUACUUUUUUGGCUACAUCGCAGACCGAGCACACGGCGAAGCUCCUUAUGCUGAGCACCAUUAUAGCAAUGUCUUGGAUAAUACUCUCUUGGAUGUAUUAAAAGUUAAAAAUAAUGGAAAUAAACCGUGGAACGCAACCAAUAAUGCUUACAAUCUAGUCAAAAGAGGUGCCACCGUCGACAUAUUAUUCAAAAGUGCUGACACAAUGGAACAUCCAAUUCACUUGCAUGGACAUUUCUUCUAUGUUCUUGGGUGGGGUGACGAAACAACUAAAAAUAUGAUCAACGAGAGUUCAUUGAAUCUA
Messenger RNA from Funneliformis geosporum, 1779 nucleotides. NCBI's taxonomy places the organism in Eukaryota, Fungi, Glomeromycota, Glomeromycetes, Glomerales, Glomeraceae. The record is from the annotation of a GenBank genome assembly.